Messenger RNA from Xiphias gladius (swordfish), 3177 nucleotides. RefSeq names its product protein tyrosine phosphatase domain containing 1b (gene ptpdc1b). NCBI's taxonomy places the organism in Eukaryota, Metazoa, Chordata, Actinopteri, Istiophoriformes, Xiphiidae. Gene Ontology annotation, molecular function: protein tyrosine phosphatase activity; protein tyrosine/serine/threonine phosphatase activity. The transcript is spliced from 10 exons. Gene Ontology annotation, biological process: cilium assembly; protein dephosphorylation. The record is from RefSeq and is a predicted model, not a curated record. The coding region runs from base 1172 to 3151 and encodes 659 amino acids.
AUAUUAAGAAAAUAAACUAUAUGAAGUAAGGAUAAACACCCAAGAUUCCACUAAUUUAGGCAGUAUUAAUAAAAGCAGAAAUCCAAAAUCCUGUCUAUAUAAUGAUAACAACUGACAGAAAACCUCUCUGAAUUUAUUUAUAUCCAUAUCUAAAUUCAGAAUAUGCUGAUUGUGUGAGCAGAACAAUCUAUGCCUUUACCUUUUUCAGUACCUGUUUUUAAUGUAUAAAAAGGUGUACAUCAUUGUUUUGGGAUUAUUGACUUUUAAGUCACUCCAAACGCUGUACAUCAUAAACUGAUCUCUCCUUGGUAACCUAAGACUAACCAGCUUUAGCAAGGUGCAAGGUAAGCCAAUCAAAUUUUAUCUACUUGCUAUGCCACUGAGGUCCCACUAGCAGCAGGGCAGGAGAGUUUUAGUUUGUUGAUUAAAGAAAUUCUCUGAACCCAGUCAUGACAAAAAUGUCGAAUCUAUUUGUACUUAUUCACAACAACAGGCAUAGAAUGCAUAGAAUCAAUCAAAUUCAUAGCUGACAUGGUGAGAAUCAGUUCAGGUGAAUAGUUGGGCAGAGGUUAGCUGGUGACAAUAUAUGCAUUAACAAACAAUAUAUUGUAGAUCGUUGUAUCUCAUAAGUCCAGCAGAAGGCAAUGGUGACGUGACCAAAGUAUGACUUUUUGUUGAGGAGUGGGUGCUCUACUUUAUACCUGGACAGUAAUAAGAUUACUAGUCUAAUCCAGGAGGAGUCAGGAAUAGCACUACACUCCCCCCAGAGCAGAAGGAGGAACCUGUCCAUGGAGGUAAUUAGAAAGGACACAAUCCCUGCAACUUUUCAACACAUUCUAGAGGUUAACUUAUUUCCAUACUUGAUCUGUCAUCCUGGUGAAAUAGAUCACUUUCCACAAAGGACCGCACAGGAUCCUGUGGAUAGUUGUAUUGACCCACCCGGCUACACGGGGAUAAUCUGAGAUGAAUCAAAUCAAGCGAGGCCACAGGAUUGACUUUCCACAGAGCUAGAGAGGGAAAGACAACGUCAGAGCUGUGGAGGUUGAUGUCAGAAAUGUUAGCAACUGCAGCCAUGAGCCAUUUGUGUUCUGAGGUGGUGGUCACAAGCAUCUCGUCUCACUUAAUACAGGCUCUGCUAUGACUCUGGAUGUCAGUCUGAGUGAUUGUUCAUAUGGCACUCCAUGCAAAGACAAGAGGUGGAGCUCUGAUGGAAUACAUCAGAGCUCCCAGGGCGAAGUACACAAUAUUAGGAGAAGCUAUACGUUAUGUCAUCCCUGGACAUAUGCAAUGCUCAAUCGGCUGUGGAGGUCAAGACUGCAAGUAUGACAACCCGAGUUAUUGGAGUGAUGACCAACAGGCUAUAAAAGGCCUCUACUCCUCCUGGGUUACUGAUCGUCUUCUGGCUAUGUCCAGACCCUCAACAGAAAUCAUUGAGAAAUAUAAUGUUAUUGAUCAAUUCAGAAGGAAUGGUAUUAAAACAGUGAUCAACCUACAGAUACCUGGUGAACAUGCCAACUGUGGAAACCCUCUGGAGCCAGAGAGUGGCUUCUCAUACCGCCCAGAGGUCUUCAUGGAAAACAACAUUUAUUUCUACAAUUUUGGCUGGAGUGACUAUGGAGUGGCCAAUCUCACCACUGUGCUGGACAUGGUGAAGGUCAUGUCCUUCGCACUGCAGGAGGGAAGGAUAGCAGUUCACUGUCACGCUGGUCUCGGCAGAACAGGUGUGUUGUUAGCAUGUUUCUUGGCCUAUGCUACAAGGAUGACUGCCAACCAGGCCAUUUCAUACGUACGUGCUAAACGCCCCGGUUCCAUCCAGACCCGAGGUCAGCUGCGUUGUGUCAGACAGUUUGUCCUGUUCCUUGCCCCUUUGAGGAGUGUGUUUUCCUGUGCUGAGCCUCGAUCCAACCCGGUCACGCUGUCCCAGUACCUGAACCGCCAGAGACACAUGCUGCAUGGCUAUGAGAGGAGGGAGCUAAGGCACCUACCGAAAAUUGUCCAGCUAGUGUCAAGACUGCUGUUGGACAUUGCAGAGAAUCAACAGGUGAUCCUGGAGGACAUUCUCGAGGCCCCUGAUAUACAUGACAUAGAGAUGACUCAAAGUUUCAUUGAGAGCAUGGGUCCCGAAUUGUAUGCAAAUGUGCCCCGCUUACCAGGUACACCCACCUUACCCAGACAUUUCAACGAGCCACCCAUCUUCUACCACCGCAAAAGUCUGAGCUACAGUGAGUCUGACUUGAGAAGAUGGGGAUCACAGCUCAGUCUCCUCACAAAACCUCUUGGAUCCCUGUCCGAGAGUAAUGUUAAAAUGUCCAUUUCCUGUUCCGAGGCCAGUCUCCCUGAAUGGAAUAGUGACAAGUCUGACGUCUCACACGGCUCAACAGGCUCACUGUGGCAAAUCAAGAAUGUUGAAAAUCAAAAAAAUGUAUCCAUUCUGUUGAAGAAAGCGAAGCCGAAAACCAUACAACGUAGUGAGUCCGUUGGGAACAAUGAACCUACCAAAAAGGUUAGCAUGUUGUCCAGAUGGAAGGAAGAGCAGAGGGAAGAGUUAGCAAUAAAAGGGAAGAAGUUUCAAGAGAAAGAGGAGGAGUCAGAGGUGCCAUUCAUCACCCUGCAGUCAGAGUUGUCCCUGGAUGCCAGGAGGUUAUUAGCGGCACAGGCUCUGGCAGUGGACCUUUUUCUUGAUGGGGAAGAAGAGCACAAGAGCAAAGUCUUAGCCUGGCAGGCAGAGCUGAACCAAGGCGGUGCGUGGGAAAGGCUGUAUAUGGAGCAGGAUCCCUUCAUACUCACUGGGCUCAUGUGGUCAUGGAUGGAGCAGCUUAAAGAGCCAGUCAUCUCCAUUGAGGAUGCCAAAGCCCUGAACCCCGACAACACUGAUGCUCGUACUGUCCUCAACACGCUUGACCAGGCUCCCAGAGAAACAUUAACAUGCUUACUAGAUUGUAUGGCUCAUAUGCUGACGAUACCAGAAGAGGUUGAAAAUGCAUUCCUGAAUCGUACUAUCAAGGCUUUCACCUGGAUGUCGAUUAACUCAGAGGAUGGGAGCAAAGUUUACAAGUCCAUGACUCCAGUCCUAAGGUGUGUUCUUCAGGACAUAAGACGUAUGAUCAUCGAAGCAAAUGAGAGGGCUAUGUCUCCCUUCUCUUUAACAUAGGAACUCCGUGUCAUGUAUACAUGGUG